Molecule: messenger RNA, 1343 nt
Organism: Durio zibethinus
Lineage: Eukaryota; Viridiplantae; Streptophyta; Magnoliopsida; Malvales; Malvaceae
Biological process (GO): endoplasmic reticulum tubular network organization; membrane organization
Cellular component (GO): endoplasmic reticulum; membrane
Source: RefSeq, a predicted model, not a curated record
GGUCUUACCAAAUUAAAAAAAAAAAAAAAAAAAGAUUGGACGGGAAGAAGACUAGGAGUGGAACCCAAAGUGCAAUUUCUUCUUUUGUCAACUGAACCGGAAAAGCAAAAGCAAGCAAAGAAAGAAUGGGCGAAGAGAGAGAAGAUCCGCAAAAACUGAAGAGAAUAGCGGCGGCGGCCUACGAUUACGAGAACGAUCUGAGAUGGGCAGAUUAUUGGUCCAAUAUCUUGAUUCCUCCUCACAUGGCCUCUCGUUCUGAUGUUGUUGAUCACUUCAAGCGCAAGUUCUACCAGCGCUAUAUCGACCCUGAUCUUGUGGUAGAGGCUAUGUCGUCAAGCACACCAUCACAAUCAGCAAAACCAUCUGCUUCAUCAUCAACCUCAUCAGCAGCAGCAAAUGACAGAGCUCGAGCACGCACUGCGGGCUCAACCACUAGAAGUUCAGGGGCAUCAGCAGCUGCAGGUUCUAAUACAACUUCUGUGCGUUGGGAUCGGCAAACAAUACAAUUUUCUGUCAACGCUUGGGUUUUUAUUGUGGCUGUGCUUGCCAUCUUUCCACUUGUUCCUAGAAGUCUUUCAAAUAGGGCUUAUAGGCUGUCAUUUAUGGGCACUGCUUGUUCCUCUUUAUACUCUUUGUAUGCACUAUAUGGGAGACCAAGGGCAUGGAAUUUGCAGGCUAUUCAAGUGUAUUUUCAGUCAAUAAUCGCAACCAAAGAUUUUAUCUACUUUAUCUACUGCCUUACAUUUAUCACGUCACAUCUUUGCCUUAAAUUUGCUUUGAUUCCCAUUUUAUGCCAAGCACUUGAACACAUUGCGAAGUUCUUAAGGUGUAAUUUCAAUCGUUCUACUUUGUACAGGAAGUAUUUGGAAGAUCCUUGUGUCUGGGUUGAAUCAAACACCACUACUCUGAGCAUACUCUCUUCACAUGCUGAGAUUGGACUUGGCUUCCUUCUAAUCAUUUCCUUGUUAUCGUGGCAACGCAAUAUCAUACAAACUUUCAUGUACUGGCAGCUACUGAAGCUUAUGUACCACGCUCCGGUCGCUGCUGGUUACCACCGAAGUGUUUGGGCGAAUAUCGGGAGGACUGUCAAUCCUCUUGUCCAGCGUUAUGCACCAUUUUUGAACACUCCGGUGUCUGCAAUUCAGCGAUGGUGGUUCAGAUAGAAGUCAAAAAUGGCUGAUACAGUGAUGAAGAUGAAGAAAAAAUGCAGUUUACUUUGCAUCUCCUUGAAGAAGUAAAACUGAUUUGUGAUAAAUGAAGUAGCCAUCUUGACUUUUGAUGGAUACAUUAUUCAGCUAAUUACAGCCUUCUCUCUCGUUCUUCACUUCUUUACCACCUUAUUA